AUGUCAUCUUCAUCAUCUUCUUCAUCGACCUCCGAAACAUCCACUCUGGCAUUAUUGACCCCUCCGGAUUCCUCGCCCGGUUCGCCUAUCAAGACUCAAUCAGAGUACGAAUCGCCUUUCACUUCUACCCCGAUCUCUCGAACACGUUCACCAGCACCUACCAAGCCCUCCACCUAUACCGACUCCCUUCUUACCCUAACGGACAAUGUGACUUCCUCAAUUGCAUCUUCGAUCUAUUCUAUCGGUGGUGGACCGUUGAUAUCGGUAGCGAAAUUUGCGAUAUUGCAAACGAUGAGUUCUCAGAUAUCUUAUGGGAAAUUAACCAUCAUUACUCCCCAAGGUGAAUCCCAUACUUUCCCUUCAGCAGAGAACCGCAAAAAUGAAGGAGAAGAAGAAGUGGUAGAAGGACAAAAGACAGAAGUCACGAUCAAAGUGUUAAAAGAUAGUUUCUGGUUGAGAUUGGUAGCUCAGGGCGAUUUGGGUUUUUCAGAAUCUUAUAUGAUGGGUGAAUGUGAGGUUGAUGAUUUGGUAGGGGUUUUCAAGAUAUUCAUCAAAUCUUCACCUUCCUCAUCAUCGACCAACAUCUCCGGUGUCCGCACCAUCCCAUCUAGGAUCUUCUCCUUGAUCACCUCUUUGACCAACUCCCGAUUCGCCAAUACCAUAACCAACUCGAUCUGCAAUAUCUCAGCGCACUACGAUUUGUCAAAUGGGAUGUUCAGAUCGUUCUUGAGCAAAGAUAUGACUUAUUCAUGUGCUAUCUAUCCCGAUCUAGAUAAAGAUCUAUAUGACGGUACAGAGUCGAAAAGAAGCCAAGGGAAGAUCGUAGAUGUUUAUGAUAAUGAUAAAGGGGAAGAUGAGUUGGAAGAAGCUCAAUUGGCUAAACUCAGACAUAUCAUCAAAAAAGCAGAUAUCAGACCUGGACAUCGAGUGUUAGAGAUCGGCUCAGGAUGGGGAAGUAUGGCCAUCGAGGCCGUGAGACAGACCAACUGUACUGUCGAUACCAUUACAUUAUCGUCGCAGCAGAAGGCUCUGGCAGAAGAUAGGAUCAAAGCUGCUGGUUUGGCAGGUAGAAUAAGGGUCUGGUUGAUGGAUUAUAGAAAACUACCAGAAUCUUGGAAAGGUACCUUCGAUCGAGUCGUCUCCAUUGAAAUGUUAGAAGCGGUAGGAAAAGAAUUCAUACCUGGUUACUUCGGAGUUUUAAACGAAAUGUUGAACGAAAAAGGUGUAGCGUGUAUUCAAGUGAUCACCAUACCUGAAUCAAGGUUUGAGAAAUAUCAACAAGAAGUUGAUUUCAUCAGGAAAUGGAUUUUCCCAGGUGGUUUCUUACCUACCGUGACGUACACUUUAGACUCGGCUACUCAGGGGUCAAAGAAUAGAUUGGUACUUGAUAGUAUAUCUAACAUAGGGCCACAUUACGCUAGGACAUUGAGAGAAUGGAGACAUCGGUUCAUAGCUAAUUUCAAUGAUUCGGUCAUCCCUGCGUUGUUGGAUGAACAUCCAGAGAUGGAUCAGGAGGAUAUACAGGUAUUUAAGAGGAAAUGGAUAUAUUACUUUGCAUAUUGUGAAAUUGGAUUUUCAGAACGUGUUUUAGGUGAUCAUAUCUUCACGUUUGUUAGGGAAGGAUAUUCGGAUUACGGAUGUUCAACUUAUCAGUAA
This is a messenger RNA of Kwoniella botswanensis, 1656 nucleotides long. RefSeq lists its product as uncharacterized. Lineage: Eukaryota; Fungi; Basidiomycota; Tremellomycetes; Tremellales; Cryptococcaceae. The transcript has 8 exons. Bases 1 to 1656 code for a protein of 551 amino acids. The record is from RefSeq and is a predicted model, not a curated record.